Molecule: messenger RNA, 318 nt
Organism: Phycomyces blakesleeanus NRRL 1555(-)
Lineage: Eukaryota; Fungi; Mucoromycota; Mucoromycetes; Mucorales; Phycomycetaceae
Exons: 2
Biological process (GO): regulation of transcription by RNA polymerase II
Cellular component (GO): nucleus
Molecular function (GO): DNA-binding transcription factor activity, RNA polymerase II-specific; RNA polymerase II cis-regulatory region sequence-specific DNA binding
Source: RefSeq, a predicted model, not a curated record
UUGAUCAUUAAAGUUAUUCAAUCAACUACCUUCAACAUGAACGCCAACAAACAACAAACAAAAAAAAUUCCCAGACCCAUGAACUGCUUUCUGGCCUUCAGACUUGAAAAACAGGGCGAAAUUCUUACUCGUUGCCCAGGAGCCAAUCAUCGAGACAUUUCCAAAAUCAUUGCCAAGUGGUGGAAAGAAACACCAGAACAUGAAAAAGAACCUUAUCGUGAAAAAGCACGCAUUUCAAAGAUUGAGCACUCUAAAUUGCAUCCUGACUACAAGUACUCGCCUAACAAAAGACCAGGACACAAGCCUAGAAAAUAUGUC